GUAUGAUGGCUCAUGCUGAUUUCAUAGAAUUCAAGGCAUCAAGAUCUCAUUCACAAUACAAGUUGAACUCUAUUGAUUUCGAUGAUUUUGCAUACAACUUGAAUAAAACGAUAUACAAUUUUUAAAAGUCAUAAGAAGGAAAAACGAUAGAUAAAAUUUCUAAAUUUAGAAGGGCAAAGAGCUUCUUAAAUGUUAAAAAACAUGAAUAAACUAAUACUCUCUAUUAGACCUUCAGUAGGAACGCUCCUGGGUUUGAUGAAAGUGAAACAAAAGAACUUAUGGAGCUUAUUCUCUAGUUAGAAUAUUUAUUCAUUCUCUACCACAAAUUCUAUCCAGAUCAAAGUAACCCAAAUUUACUCACAUCUUAUUUAAAUUGUUUAACCUACAAUAAAGAAAGUAUAUAAUUAACUAUUUUAUAGAAUAUUUUGAUAAUUAUACCAACGACAUCUCGGAAACCCUCCAAAUGUCAAUUUUACGUAAUUCUUAAUAAAGAAUUAUUGAAGAAAAAACUGAUGAAAACCUAAUAAAAUUUUUAGUCAAUGAGAUCAAUAGAAGGAAUAAAUAUAAGAAAAAUAUGUAACUUAUCAGAAGUGAUUUAAAUAAAUUUUAAAAACUUUAACAAAAUUAUGAAAUUCAACGAAAAAAUAAAUAAUUAGAAUAUACUAAAUCAAAUAUGUUAGUGGCAUCAUUAAAAAUAAUAUUAAAAAAUGUAAAAUAUAAUAUUUAUAAAUUAGGAUUAAAAUCAUUCAAUUAAUGUUCGAUUUCCAUUAAUUGAUCAAAAUAAAUCAUUUUGUUUGGAUUUUGAGAAAUUACUGAAAUAAGGAGAUAUUCAUGAUCUAUUUAAAUAAUGGAAUAAUUACAUUGACAUAACAUCUUCUCAUUCAGAAAUAACAUUAUUAAUCUCAAUAAUAUAAGAUCUAUUUUAAGAAGAAAGUUGGAUAAUCAAAUCCAUUCUAGAAUAAGUAUAAGAUGAAUCCAUCAUCUCUACUGAUAAAAUAAUCUUAUAAAUAGGAGCUUUAACAUAAUUCUGUCCUAAAUGUUUGACUGUUAUGGAUAGAAGUCAUAAAGAAAUUGCUUAUUUGCUAUAAUCUAAACUAUAACAAUAAUUAUCGAAUCUUUAGAUUAAUGAAAAUCUAAGUAUUGAAAAAUAGGUUAUGAUUAUGUAAAACUCAUAAGAAGAAUUAGAAAAGGAAGAUUAAAGACAUAGUUUAGAGAAUGCUUUGUUAUAAUCAAAUAAUAUCAAAAUGUGUUUAAUACCUUAAGGAUUAAUGAGCUAAUUAUUCUUUAUUCAUAGAUAUUCUGAUAAUGGUAUUUAAGCAGAAGAAGAAGAUGAUGAAUAAAAUUAAAUUAAAUUUUAAGAAUAAAAAAAAGAAUAUCAAAAACAAACCCAAUUAGAAAAUAGUUAAAUAAAAUUUAAUAGAUAAUUUGUUAGAUAGGCCUCAAGAAGAACUAGUUUAAUAAGUUUUGGAUAUUCUGAAAUGUAGGCUGAAUAUUCAAAUUUUGAACCACUAAGGCAAAAAUUAACAGAUAUGAAAAUUCAUUCAACUGUGUAUAUGGAAAAUGUCGAUAGAAAGGAAUGGAAGAAGAUUUUUGAUAAAAUUAAAUAAGAGAAGAUGAAUAAUUAAGAUUUUCUAAAUAACCAAUCAAUUUCUUCAAAUUCAUCAUUUGAAAUAAAUUGUAAUGAUGAAAAAUUUUUGAAAUAAAUGAAAGUAUUCUUAUAAAAUCAAUAAAUGAGAAGAUAAUGA
Molecule: messenger RNA, 1745 nt
Organism: Paramecium pentaurelia
Lineage: Eukaryota; Ciliophora; Oligohymenophorea; Peniculida; Parameciidae
Source: the annotation of a GenBank genome assembly